Molecule: messenger RNA, 913 nt
Organism: Peromyscus eremicus (cactus mouse)
Lineage: Eukaryota; Metazoa; Chordata; Mammalia; Rodentia; Cricetidae
Gene: Brms1l
Product: BRMS1 like transcriptional repressor
Exons: 5
Coding region: 342-854 (170 amino acids)
Biological process (GO): negative regulation of transcription by RNA polymerase II
Cellular component (GO): Sin3-type complex
Molecular function (GO): histone deacetylase binding
Source: RefSeq, a predicted model, not a curated record
CAUUGUACAGUUCUCGAAGAGUUAAUAAGAAUAUCUAGAAAUACUGUUGUAAGUUACCAAAUAAGCGGUUGGGUGUACACAGUGCUGGAGGCAUUCAGAGGCAGAGGAAAUACUCCCAGAAUUGAGUGGUCAGCACCUUUACCCGAGGAAGAAGGGAUUGCCUUAUUUUGAAGCAUCUGGGUUGGGAUAGUUAAGGUGGAAGUUCAUAUAGGAGAAGGAAUGUGAGAAAAGGUGCAAAGGCCAGAGUUCAAGGCUUGUUGGAGAAUGAGAAAACCAGUUUGGUUGGGAGACCAGCAAGCUUGCAAAGGCAAAGAAAGCUGUAGCUGUGAGAGAUUUCAAAGAUGGCUAAAGACGGAGUUGAGGAAUCUCACUUUAGGAGUGAAGAAAUGGAUGAUGAAGAUUGUGAAAGGAGAAGAAUGGAAUGUUUAGAUGAAAUGUCCAAUCUUGAGAAACAGUUUACAGAUCUCAAAGAUCAACUUUAUAAAGAACGGUUGAGUCAGGUGGAUGCAAAGCUCCAAGAAGUCAUAGCUGGUAAAGCACCAGAGUAUUUGGAACCGCUGGCAACUUUACAAGAAAAUAUGCAGAUCCGCACGAAGGUUGCAGGAAUCUAUAGAGAGCUGUGCUUAGAGUCUGUGAAGAACAAAUACGAAUGUGAGAUCCAGGCUUCCCGCCAGCAUUGUGAGAGUGAAAAGCUUUUGUUGUACGAUACGGUGCAGAGUGAGCUGGAGGAGAAGAUAAGAAGGCUUGAGGAGGACAGACACAGCAUCGACAUUACCUCAGGUCAGGGCCGCGGCGAGGCGCUGUCCCCGUGCAAGUCCAGUGUCCUAGCCGGAGGGAAGGGAGGAGACUUCUGAAGAAUGGUCAGGCUGAGGUUGUCGGGAAGGGUAGGCAGUACAGCGAAGGAAAAGGGACA